GUACUGUUGUCAUCUCGGCUAUACGCACGCCCGUGAGAAAAAUGGCGGCGGCUAAGAGUGCCAGUCGUGUGGUCGGUUCUGUGAAGCCGCUUCUCAGCCGAGAUCUGAACGAUGCCAAGCGACGAGUGCGGGAGCUGUACAGAGCCUGGUACCGGGAGGUGCCCAACACAGUGCAUGUGUAUCAGCUGGAUAUCACUGUGAAACAAGGAAGGGACAAAGUGAGAGAGGAGUUUAAAAAGAAUGCACAUGCGUCAGAUCCUCGAGUCAUUGAUCUUCUUGUAAUCAAGGGGAAGAUGGAUUUAGAAGAAACCAUAAAAGUAUGGAAGCAAAGGACACACAUUAUGCGAUAUUUCCAUGAGACUGAGACGGCGCGGCCUACUGAUUUUAUUUCUCGCUUCUAUGCUGGCCAGGACUACUAAGUGCUGUCAUAGUCUAUUUAAUGUUUCUUGUGCUGGACUGAAUGGCAAAAAAACAAUAAAAUGAUCUACCUAUUUACCUAUCUAAA
Hyla sarda is the source of this 505-nucleotide messenger RNA. It is a transcript of the gene NDUFA6, whose product is annotated as NADH:ubiquinone oxidoreductase subunit A6. The transcript is spliced from 3 exons. Lineage: Eukaryota; Metazoa; Chordata; Amphibia; Anura; Hylidae. The record is from RefSeq and is a predicted model, not a curated record. Bases 42 to 419 code for a protein of 125 amino acids. Gene Ontology annotation, biological process: response to oxidative stress.